GUGACGAUCGUCAUCCGGCCGGUGACCACCGUCGUCUGGCCGGUGACCACUAUCUCCCCUCCCCCACCAUGGUCGUUGUACAACCUCUAUCACUGCAAUACCACCAGCCCUUCCUCUGUCAACCAUUACUCCACCACCAUUCAACUAUGACCAACCAAGCUCAACAUCUGGUCUUCAUCGCCAAAUUGAAGGACGCUGACAGGAUCGCGGCUGCUGACAAUUGUGGAAUCGAUCAAUCAUGGAAUGCAAUCGAAACCUUAGCCAUUUUAGGAACAGAUCUGGAGGUUGUGUCGAGGCUCCGCCUCAAAUCGCCGUCUUCACCAUUGCAAGACAUCGCGUAGAUCUGAGGAGCCACCAUCGGGAUAUGGUUUUCGUCUCUGGCACGGACGAGAUCUGGUCUUCGUCGCUGGACUGGGAGAGCAAAGACAGAGAUGCGGACAAGAAGAAAGGAGAGGAGGAGGCGCGGAGAGGCGACGAGCAACGGCGAGGGAGACGGUGAAGAAGGAGAUGCUGGCAGACUUCGAGCCAUCUUCGAGCAGCGCACAGGAUUCUUGGAGUAGGGACGAUGAAGACGGACAGAAAUAAGAGAAGCGAGACGCAGAGUUUGAGGGAGAAGCUGUCCGGAGAGAAACUGUGCGGAAUGAAGCUGUGCCUGGGUCACAUUUUUGGAAAAAGAAAAAAAAUGUUAUAUUUCUGGAAUUUGAAGUCAUAUGUCAUAAAUAGGCCAUUAUUUCCAUGUUUUUUAUGGGUAGCGUUUAGGGACUAGGUUUGAGGUGAGUUGAGGGACAUAAAUAAUAAUUCGG
Cuscuta europaea is the source of this 803-nucleotide messenger RNA. The record is from the annotation of a GenBank genome assembly. Lineage: Eukaryota; Viridiplantae; Streptophyta; Magnoliopsida; Solanales; Convolvulaceae.